UCUAAAAAAUCUAUAUCAAUGUUGGUGGGAAAUAGAAGUAGAGAUGAAGUUUAUACUUCUGAAUUCACUUCUCUUCUCCUCAACCAGUUUCCGGCCAGUACUAAUCUUCUUAUUGUUGACUCCAAUCUCGCCGCUUUAAUCUAUAUGAGAAACCUCAUCAAACGAAUUGGCUAUGAAGUGACGAUUGAGCAGGAUGCGGAGAAAGCUCUUUCGUUCUUGACGAGCUGCAAACAUGACAUCAACAUUGUGAUUUGGGAAUAUCAUAUGCCUGGAAUUAAUGGACUUCAAGCUCUCAAGAGCAUUGCUUCAAAGAUGGAUUUGCCUGUGAUGAUUAUGUCUGAUGAUAACCAAACAGAAUCGGUGAUGAAAGCAACACUCCAUGGUGCUUGUGACUAUGUUAUGAAACCGGUUGGAGAAGAUGUGUUAGCCAACAUAUGGCAACACAUUGUCCGCAAGAAGGUGAUGUCUAAACCCAACAUAACUCCACCAGUUCAGUCAGAUCUGGCUCAGUCUUAUGGUUUCAACCAAGGUCAAGUUGGUUCCAUGUUCGUAGAGCAAUAUCAAAACAUCUAUCAGACAGAAGAGAGAGCUGCAAUAAGAGAAUGGUCCGGAGAAAUCCAACCGGUUCAAUCAGAUCUGGUUCAUGAGAUCAAUGUCGUAGACCAACACAACGAGUAUUUCAAAACCAUCAACCAAGGUAAUGACCAACAAAACAUCGAGAGAGCAGCUACGAGACCAGGUAUAACAUGGAAUGGAGAAACCCAACCAGUUCAAUCAGAUCUGGUUCAGAUCAAUGUCGUCGACCAACGCACCGAGUAUUUCAAAACCAUAUGCCGCCGAUCUAUUGGCCAAGAAAACAUCGAGAGAGCGGCUACGAUACCAGGUAUGACAUGGAAUGGAGAAAUGCAACCAUUUCAACCAGAUCUGGUUCAGAUGAACGAGUACUUAUACCAACACAACGACUACUCCCAGACCAUAAACCAAGGUAAUGGCCAGCAAAGUGUUGCCAAGAAUGAUGAGCAGGCAGCCAAGAAACCGCGUGUGCUAUGGGAUGCUGAAGAAAUCCAAUAUGCUCCGACAGAUCUUGUUCAGACCGAUGGUUUCAACAAUGGUAACAGCGUACGAAACACCACAAGGAGAGUGGAGAGAAAGAAGAGGAGACAGCGGAUGAUAUGGACCGAAGAUCUUCACCAGAAAUUUCUUGAAGCCAUCGACAUGGUUGGGGGAAUUAACAAAGCUAAUCCAAAGGUACUUCUCGACUGCUUGCGAGGAAUGAAUAUCAAAGGACUCACAAGAAACAAUUUGUCUAGUCAUCUUCAGAAACACCGUAUCUAUCUUGAAGAGAACCAAAUCAAUCAACAGAAGAAAGAGACUGGUUGGUCCACUGCGUAUGGAGCUGCAGCGCUUCCUCAAUCUUUCCAAGGUGCAAACAACGUCAACGCAGCCAUAUCACCAUACCUUAUGAAUGGUCCAGGGCCCGUGAACCCGAUCCAGUGGAAUCAAUACCAAAAGCGAGCAGUGAACCCGAUCCAGCAGAACCAGCUUCAAAAGGGAGCAGUGAACCCGAACCAGCAGAACCAGUUUCAGAAGGGAGCAGUGAACCCGAACCAGCAGUACCAGCAGAACCAGCAGUACCAGGAGAACGAGCAGAACCAGUUUCAAGAUGGCUACAUGACGAUGAACACGAACCCGUUCAUAACCAAUGCUGUGUCUCAUUUUCCCAAUCUUGACCAUGAAAUCCACCAGCCUCAACAGCAGCAGUAUCAGCCAUCUCCUCAGUUUAAUUACGGGAUGAGCAAUGAAGAACCUGGACAAGCCUCUGACAUCUUUGCACCGGAUCUUGGACUCACUUAUCCAAGUUUCCCAUAUAUGUGAGAUCCAGUUCGUUCGAGCCAAGGGCUACAACAUUUUCAUCAAUCAUGCGAUGUGGCCUUCUUUAUCCUUUAAGGCUCUCGUUUUUUUUUUUUCUUUUAAGACAUCCUUAUUAUCCUGUCUCCUUGUUAUCCUGUCUAUGUAGGGAGAUUAUUUAUUUUAUUGGGAAUUUGUAUUUUGGAUGUUUUGAGAGAGUAAUAUUGUGACUUCCCUUGUUUAGUCA
Messenger RNA from Capsella rubella, 2095 nucleotides. RefSeq names its product putative two-component response regulator ARR19. Gene Ontology annotation, molecular function: DNA binding. The record is from RefSeq and is a predicted model, not a curated record. Gene Ontology annotation, biological process: cytokinin-activated signaling pathway; phosphorelay signal transduction system. The transcript has 5 exons. Lineage: Eukaryota; Viridiplantae; Streptophyta; Magnoliopsida; Brassicales; Brassicaceae. Bases 19 to 1875 code for a protein of 618 amino acids.